AUGGCUAGUCCUCCUGUUCUAGCUUUCGACGCCGAGGGCCGUCCGGUCAAAUUCGAAACCUGGCUAGAUGACCUGCACCUUUUCCUACAGCUCACUGCCAAGGAAGAUAUUACACUGUACGACCACGCUCUUGGCCAUGCGACCGCCCCACUCGCUACUGCCCCCCCAGCUGAGCGCUCACAGUGGCAGACCCGUGACGCGCACGCUCGCUUUGCUAUUCGCAACUCCCUGCCGCUAGAUGAGCGCGAGCACUUCGGCCAGUGCAAGACUGCUAAGGACCUCUACACAGCUGUAGUGGCCCGCUACUCCUCACCCGCUUCUGCCACACUAGGCCGCCUCACUCUCCCCUACCUGUUCCCCGACCUAGCCUCUUUUCACACUGUCGCAGACCUCAUCACCCACCUUAAGACUAGUGAGGCUCGCUUUCGCGCUGCCAUGCCUGAUGAGUUCCUCGCUAGCAACCCCCCCCCGCUCUGGAUCACUCUCUACCACGUUGUCACCCGCCUCCCUGACUCUCUGCGCCCUGUCAGGGACCAGUUCCUCUCUCGCUCCCCCACUGAGCUCACCAUAGCCCUCCUCGAGAAGGAACUGCUUGCAGCCGAGGCUAGUAUCGUCGCUGUAGGCACCUCUCGUGGCGACCCCCGCGGCCCCUUCUUCGAGGGGUCGGGGCUGCGUCUGCUUCAGGCGGACGACGCAGGGGCAGGAGUGGCAGGAGUGGGGGUGGUGGCGGAGGAGGCGGGGGUGGAGGUGGUGGCGGUGGAGGUGCGACUGGAGAGGCUAGUGGCGGCGGUGGUGGAGGUGACAGCGGUGUUGGGAGUGGUGACAGGGGCGGAGGUGGCAGCGGAGGCGGAGGUGGUCGUGGCAGCGGCAGGGGUGGAGGUGGCCGGGGCGGAGGCGGAGGGGGUGGUGGUCGUGGAGGCCCGGGGGGCGGUCAGAACGUGUGGGGGGCCGCACCAGACGGAGCGCUGCUUCGCCCGCCUCAACGAUGCGUGGCGCACUCAGUUUCCUGGUGGGGGUGAACUGCCGCGCUGGGCUGAUCUGCUCAGGAAGGGUGUUGAUAUUUGGGCACUUGACUUUGAUGCUAUUCUCACUGCCAUGUAUGCGAUGUCUAUUAGUGGAGAGGGUGCUCAGUACUUGCGUGUUCCGCCCGACCCGGGCAUUCAGGCCAGCCCCGCUGCUGCUCUAGGUGCUUGUGCCCUCUAG
Messenger RNA from Closterium sp. Yama58-4, 1203 nucleotides. The record is from the annotation of a GenBank genome assembly. NCBI's taxonomy places the organism in Eukaryota, Viridiplantae, Streptophyta, Zygnematophyceae, Desmidiales, Closteriaceae.